Diabrotica virgifera virgifera (western corn rootworm) is the source of this 2551-nucleotide messenger RNA. RefSeq lists its product as uncharacterized. The transcript is spliced from 8 exons. Lineage: Eukaryota; Metazoa; Arthropoda; Insecta; Coleoptera; Chrysomelidae. The record is from RefSeq and is a predicted model, not a curated record. The coding region runs from base 149 to 2050 and encodes 633 amino acids.
CAAAAUGAACGCAUUAGUCACGUGUUGUGAAAUGUUAACGUCUGUGAAAUACUCGUAAAAUUCGACCAUGGCAAAAAUAAUACUCGAAAUGCCGAUUUGAAAUUUGAACAAAUGUUCUGUCAUUGUACAUAGUUAUAGCUAAGCAAAUAUGGCAUUCUCAAAUUCUUCGGCACUGAAAACUCCCACCGUAUUGGAGCAGUUAUUGGAGGAAAUAAAUUUUCAGAGGACAAAGGAAAUGAGGCAAUUGCUCAAGGAUGAGUCUGGAUUUGUAAUGCUACAAGGUACAACCUAUUGGACAGACCUCUUUGUUCGCCAUUUUUUAUUCCAAAAUGAAUCGACCAUGGACUGUGAUGAUCUUCUGUUCUUCGUUAGGAAAAAACACGUCAAAGGAUCGCCCAGGUAUCUGCCAAAGUUCGAGACCGAAGUUGAUGUAUUUCGAAAAGACAGCAGAAAACUACCGAUUGGAGAUCCAGACAUCGACUGGGAAGAAACGGUGUAUCUGAACCUUAUAAUUCAUCAAUUCGAGUAUACAUUAACGCUAGCCAUCUGCACUAGAACCAGUCCCAAAGAGCUCCAAGUGCUGAAGCGGCAUUCCCAAAAGGUUUACGCAUCUCCCAGUAGAAGAAGGAUGGAUACCAAAGGAGAAGUGGAGGAGAUUACCUAUCCGCAUAUCUGUUUCAUGGUGGACAAUUUUGAUGAAGUGUUCCAUGACAUACUGGUUCGAGAUGGAGAGAUGGUUUGUGUUGAACUCUUGGCAGCAGAUCGAGCUGGAACCAUUCAGGGAGUUAUUUUUUUAGGUUCUAUUAGAUACGAUGCCCUCAAAAAAGUAUACGAUGCCAGGCAAUCGAGUCUAAGCACAAAGAUGGCCCAAAGGAUGACGUUCGGUCUGUUUUCUUCUUCGACGGCACAACGAUGCGAAUUCGUCCGGAUGAAAGGCCCGCAAGGCAAAGGCCACGCCGAAAUGGCGGUUACCAAACCCAAGGGGUCCGGAGUGGAGACCCCCACCUCCGAACCAGGAUUCUGCGCUACAGAUAUGUGGGACUCCGAUUGGGAAGAAGACCCCGAAGAUUUCUAUGUAUACCGAAAUCAAAGGCGACUCAGCGACCCCAGUGCUAAUAUCAACAAUUUUAUCAGAGGAGGAUGGAAGUCGAAGUUGGACGUGAAGGCCAGGUCUGAGAGUGAAGGCUUGGAUGCCCUCGAUAAUGGGGUUAGCGAGAUCGAAGCUGGGGAUCUUAGAGAUGAGACUGGUUCUGCUUCGACAUCCAAUACAGCAUGCUGCGGGUGCUUUCAAAGAAGGAACCGGGAAGCUCUGCUCGAAAUGUACAGCAUGCGCUGUAGCGAUCACAAGCUGUGCGCCGAACGAGCUCGCCUCGGACCCAUAGACAGCGACUGUGCCUUCGCGGUACGCGCGUGCCGCGCAAACAAGAAGCGCGCAGCCGAAAACGCGAAUUGCGCUGAGUACGAGCUCGCAGACGACGCCAUUUGCCUCGACAGGAAGACAGACUGCAUCCUGGCGAACGCCAAAUGCUUCGAUCACGCUAAAAACAUGUAUAUAACCGUCAGUGGGAAGGAGGAGUUGCCUUGUGUACAUUACAUCCAGGACAAUAACUUGACUAAGGAUAUCGAUAAGGAAGAGAUAGCAAUAAAUAAGGAACGGACUGUGAAAUGUAAUAGGAACGUUAAUGGGAACUACAAUCAUUUGAAUAGUAUGAAGAGCAUUUAUAGUUACUGUACUCUGCCGAAAAGUCGCAGGAAGAGUGAGCAGAAGAUGCUGCUGAAACAUAUCAUACCACCGAAAAGGGUUACGCCAGAUGGGACCCAUAUUUACUAUUGGUGCGAUCUUAAUAAAAAGGAUUACGAACUAGACGAUGGUGCGUACAAUCCACUUUGGACCAUGCGGGGUUUCACCCAGACCUUCCACUUUUGGAAAGAGAACAAGAGAGCACAAUCAGUUCCAUUAAACGCAUUUCUGACUUACAUAACACUGCCUUGGUGGAGCAUAGCCAAAGAUAUUCUUGAUCAUAGAGAGGGGCCUAUACUGACCUUCUAGCAUUUGGAAAUUAUACGAGCUUUCUUUGUAAAUGAACAGUUCCAGAUCAAAGCAGAGUAUGUUAUGUAUAUGAUACGGAUUACUGAAGCAGUUUAACAGAAAUUAUCAGUUUUAGUAAAAAAGAGGCAACAGCCUGAAAUCCCCUUCCCAAAAGUAUUUAACUGCAUAUGAAAACGUAAUAUUCAUUCAUAAAAUUUGAUUGGAGUAAAACUAGAAGACACCCUUCCAAAAUAUAGAGUAAUCUAAACACAUACCAAUUUUUACAUAAUAUACAGGGUGGUUCAUCUUAUUCGCCUCGGUGUCUGUACGGAAAACCACUUGAUAUUUUAAAAAAAAUUCUUCACAGAAAUAUACAGGGCCAUUAAUACUACAAUCUAAAAAUAAUGUGAAUUAUACAGGGUGCUCCAAAAAAGACUGGCAUAUCAAAGUUAUAUUUUUUCUUAUGGAAUGCCCUAUAUCUGAUGACAGUAUUGAAUUGAGCUUGAAAAAUAAGCUAUACUU